Messenger RNA from Dissoconium aciculare CBS 342.82, 3583 nucleotides. RefSeq lists its product as uncharacterized. Bases 35 to 3463 code for a protein of 1142 amino acids. Gene Ontology annotation, biological process: mismatch repair; mitotic recombination. The record is from RefSeq and is a predicted model, not a curated record. The transcript has a single exon. Lineage: Eukaryota; Fungi; Ascomycota; Dothideomycetes; Mycosphaerellales; Dissoconiaceae. Gene Ontology annotation, molecular function: ATP-dependent DNA damage sensor activity; mismatched DNA binding; ATP binding. Gene Ontology annotation, cellular component: nucleus.
GCAGGCCAUUGUGAGGUUUUGUACCUAUGCGAAUAUGCCUUCCGUGGUUCCAAAUCAAUCACAGAAGAAGCAGCAGAGCAUCGCUAACUUCUUCACAACAAAACCAGCCGCUUCUCCUAAGGUUGCAUCGAGUAGUCAGAUCUCGCCUGCCACACCGUCGAAGGGGUCUUCAAAGACUGCCAACAAUCAUGAAGUUUUGAGUCCGCCAGAACCUGAGCUUGAGAAUUCGCUUGAUCUAUCACGAUUCGUAGUAUCCAAGCGACCUGUAUUGGAGCUUGAUGAUGGCGAAGAAAGCGACGGCGCACCAGUCAACAAACGUCGCAAGCCCAGCUGCAACGGAUCUCGAGCUGGAACGUCACAUGCACAACCAAGCUCAACAAAAGAGGACGUUGCGAUAGGAAUUGGCAAGCAAACGAAUGCUACCGACCGAACGUCCAAAUACCUAUUUACCGGUUCCAACAAUGCUCGGGGUCAUGGAACGGAGAUAAGGCUGGACGAAGAUGAAGCAGUUCGACGGACAAAAGAAAAGCUGCACGAGAAGUUUGUCAGGAAGCUAGGAGGUUCGGCUAGUCUUGCAAUUUUAAAACGUCAGACCAGUGCUGUUCAAGAUGAGCCCAUCGACGACCACUCCACCGAGAAUCAAGAUGAAGAGGAGGACGAUGAGGAAGAAGAGGAGAGUUCUGGGAAAUACCGUGGGAAUUCUCGUCGUCCAGCUAGGAAAACCCCUGGGAAACUCACGCCUCUACAGAAGGAGGUUUUGGAGCUGAAACGAAAAUAUCGGGAUACCCUGUUGAUCAUUGAAGUGGGAUACAAGUUUCAAAUUUACGGUGAGGAUGCGCGCAAGGCCGCAAAAGAGCUUUCGAUCGUAUGCAUACCGGGUAAAUUUAACCUCAAUGAGCAUUUCGACGAAAAUAAGUCUGUGCGAUUUGCGUCGGCAAGCUUCCCUACGCAUCGUCUUCAGGUCCAUGCGAAGCGUCUGGUCCUGGCAGGACACAAGGUUGGAAUCGUGAGGCAGCUUGAGACUGCUGCACUGAAGGCGGUCGGUAGCACAAGAAACAAACUUUUCCAAAGAGGGCUUACCAAUCUUUACACCAAGGGCACCUUUGGCAUAGACGAUGAAGAAAGUCUAGACGGAGAACUGGCAGCUAUCAGCGCGGCUGCGCCCACGACGGGCUUCCUGUUAUGUCUUACGGAGAGUUAUCCCAAGGGCAGCGGAUCUGACGAGAAGGUCCGCAUCGGUCUCAUUGCUGUCCAGCCGGCGACUGGAGACAUUGUGUACGAUGACUUUGAAGACGCGUGGAUGCGAAGCGAGCUCGAAACCAGGCUCUUGCACAUAUCGCCCUGCGAGUUCCUCAUCGUCGGAGAAGUAUCGGCCUCCACUAAGAAAAUCAUCGAUCAUUUAUGUGGUGGCGGCGAUGCUCGCAUUGAAAUGGUAGACAAGCCGAAGACCAUGGCGGCACAAGCAUAUUCCCACAUAACACGUUUUUAUGCGGACAAGAUCAAACCUGAUGGCGAAUCUCUCACCGAGCUGCAAUCGUCGUUGGAGAGUGGUGCACUUUUGGACAAAGUACACAAGCUUUCCGAGAAUGCCACGAUAUGCCUUUCGGCAAUGAUCACGCAUCUGUCAGAUUAUGGACUACAGCAUGUGUUCGACUUGACAAAGUACUUCCAAUCAUUCAGUUCGCGCUCUCACAUGCUGCUCAACGGAAACACACUCGCAAGCCUGGAGAUCUACCGUAAUCAAAACGACUACACCGAAUACGGAAGUCUGUUUUGGUCCAUGAAUCAAACACAAACGCGCUUCGGUCAUCGUCUCUUACGAAAAUGGAUUGGAAGACCGCUGCUUGAUCGAGUCAGAUUGGAUGAGCGCGUGGCUGCUGUGGAAGAGCUUGUGAACGUCGACAACGCUACCAAUCGUGAAAGGAUAGGCAGUCUCUUGCUUAAGACAAAGGCAGACCUCGAGAGAAGCCUUGUUCGUAUUUACUAUAAGCGCUGCACUCGACCGGAGCUUCUAGCAUUCCUGCAGUCUCUACAAACGAUCGCACAGGAGUACGCAGGUAUUACGACCGCGAAAGACACCGGAUUCAACUCUCCUCAACUUUCUGAGGCCAUUCUCUCUCUGCCUUGCAUCUUGGACGACGUUAUACAAUACCUGGAAAGGAUCAACGCGGAAGCGGCAAGAUCGAACGACAAGUACGGUUUUCUGCGCCCGGAGUAUGCGACGGCAGAUAUGAAGAAGCACGAAGCUGGUAUUGUUGCAGUCGAGCAUGAUCUCGAUGAAUUUCGAGCGGUCGCAGCACAGAAGCUGCAACUCAAGAGGCCUGUCGAAUACGCCACAGUCGCUCAGAUUGACUAUCUGAUUGAGGUCGACAACACUCAACUUAGAAAGGUUCCAGCUUCUUGGUCGAAGAUUUCCGGUACGAAAAAGCUGAGCCGAUAUCAUGCGCCCGAGGUUGUGAAAUGGAUCAGGGAGCGUGAUCAACACAAGGAGGCGCUCUCAAAUGCAUGCGACUCGGCCUUUACCGAUCUAUUGUCUGAGAUUUCCCUGCAAUACCAAUCCUUCCGCGACUGCAUUCAGUCGCUUGCAUUGCUCGAUUGUCUCCUCUCGUUGGCCAAAGUUGCAGAGCAACCGGGUUAUUGCAAACCGUGCUUCACUACUUCUCCCGAAGCGAGUAUCUCGAUUACUCGGGGACGGCACCCUAUGGUUGAGAGCAUCACGAGCAGUGCAUUUGUCCCCAACGACGUCAACCUUCACGCAGCACGCAACCGCGCGUUGCUGAUUACAGGGCCGAACAUGGGCGGUAAAUCUUCCUACGUUCGUUCGGUAGCUCUGAUCUCAAUCAUGGCGCAGAUCGGAUCCUAUGUUCCGGCGGAGGCCGUCGAGUUGGGCCUCUUAGACGCCAUUUUCACUCGAAUGGGUGCAGGAGACAACCUCAUGAAGGGUGAAAGCACCUUCAUGGUCGAGGUGGGAGAGACCAGCGACAUCCUCAAACAAGCUACGCCGCGCAGUCUAGUCAUUCUCGACGAGUUAGGCAGAGGCACAUCAACCCACGACGGCGUGGCUAUUGCUCAGGCGGUGCUUGAACAUUUCGUUUCAGAAAAGAAGUGUCUCACUAUGUUCAUCACGCACUAUCAGACGCUCGCGCGCAUGCAAGACUCCUUUGCAAGCGGGGAGCUGCGGAAUGUGCACAUGAGCUUUACGGAAGAAGACGACAAUGUCACCUUUCUCUAUGAAGUUGCGGAAGGCGUCGCUCAUCGUAGCUAUGGCCUAAAUGUUGCGAGGAUGGUUGGGCUGCCUAAGAGUUUACUUGCGGAGGCCAGCAGACGAAGCAAAAUGAUGGAGAUGGAGGAACGAAGACGAAGAGUUGGGUAUCUUGCUGGCCUCACUCAAGAGCUCCGUUGUGGAACUCAAGACGAGUCUGCCAGCUUGCAGAAAUUGAUUCAAGGCAUCGAGGAGCUGUAGGAACUUUGCUUCGGCUGUAUGAUUAUUCUGUGCUGUAGGUAGAACGAUUGCGCCGUCUCGAGUCGAGGGAUCGUCGAAACAUGACGUGAAUGCUAGCAAUGUAAGAGAGUUGGAAGGUGA